AUGGUGAUGGAGGACGGGGACCCGGCGCUGGAGCGAUGGGGACGGCGCCUCAUGGCCUCGGACCUGGACAACGACACACAGUCCAAGAACUGCUCCGAGCCAGGCUGGGUCAGUCUGAGGCUGGGUCUGAGGCUGGGUCUGAGGCUGGGUCUGAAGCUGGGUCUGAGGCUGGGUCUGAGGCUGGGUCUGAGGCUGGGUCUGAGGCUGGGUCUGAAGCUGGGUCUGAAGCUGGGUCUGAGGCUGGGUCUGAGGCUGGGUCUGAGGCUGGGUCUGAGGCUGGGUCUGAGGCUGGGUCUGAGGCUGGGUCUGAGGCUGGGUCUGAGGCUGGGUCUGAGGCUGGGUCUGAGGCUGGGUCUGAGGCUGGGUCUGAGGCUGGGACAGGACCGAGGCAGGCCGCAGACCCAGGACAGGACCGAGGCAGGCCGCAGACCCAGGACAGGACCGAGGCAGGCCGCAGACCCAGGACAGGACCGAGGCAGGCCGCAGACCCAGGACAGGACCGAGGCAGGCCGCAGACCCAGGACAGGACCGAGGCAGGCCGCAGACCCAGGACAGGACCGAGGCAGGCCGCAGACCCAGGACAGGACCGAGGCAGGCCGCAGACCCAGGACAGGACCGAGGCAGGCCGCAGACCCAGGACAGGACCGAGGCAGGCCGCAGACCCAGGACAGGACCGAGGCAGGCCGCAGACCCAGGACAGGACCGAGGCAGGCCGCAGACCCAGGACAGGACCGAGGCAGGCCGCAGACCCAGGACAGGACCGAGGCAGGCCGCAGACCCAGGACAGGACCGAGGCAGGCCGCAGACCCAGGACAGGACCGAGGCAGGCCGCAGACCCAGGACAGGACCGAGGCAGGCCGCAGACCCAGGACAGGACCGAGGCAGGCCGCAGACCCAGGACAGGACCGAGGCAGGCCGCAGACCCAGGACAGGACCGAGGCAGGCCGCAGACCCAGGACAGGACCGAGGCAGGCCGCAGACCCAGGACAGGACCGAGGCAGGCCGCAGACCCAGGACAGGACCGAGGCAGGCCGCAGACCCAGGACAGGACCGAGGCAGGCCGCAGACCCAGGACAGGACCGAGGCAGGCCGCAGACCCAGGACAGGACCGAGGCAGGCCGCAGACCCAGGACAGGACCGAGGCAGGCCGCAGACCCAGGACAGGACCGAGGCAGGCCGCAGACCCAGGACAGGACCGAGGCAGGCCGCAGACCCAGGACAGGACCGAGGCAGGCCGCAGACCCAGGACAGGACCGAGGCAGGCCGCAGACCCAGGACAGGACCGAGGCAGGCCGCAGACCCAGGACAGGACCGAGGCAGGCCGCAGACCCAGGACAGGACCGAGGCAGGCCGCAGACCCAGGACAGGACCGAGGCAGGCCGCAGACCCAGGACAGGACCGAGGCAGGCCGCAGACCCAGGACAGGACCGAGGCAGGCCGCAGACCCAGGACAGGACCGAGGCAGGCCGCAGACCCAGGACAGGACCGAGGCAGGCCGCAGACCCAGGACAGGACCGAGGCAGGCCGCAGACCCAGGACAGGACCGAGGCAGGCCGCAGACCCAGGACAGGACCGAGGCAGGCCGCAGACCAGGACAGGACCGAGGCAGGCCGCAGACCCAGGACAGGACCGAGGCAGGCCGCAGACCCAGGACAGGACCGAGGCAGGCCGCAGACCCAGGACAGGACCGAGGCAGGCCGCAGACCCAGGACAGGACCGAGGCAGGCCGCAGACCCAGGACAGGACCGAGGCAGGCCGCAGACCCAGGACAGGACCGAGGCAGGCCGCAGACCCAGGACAGGACCGAGGCAGGCCGCAGACCCAGGACAGGACCGAGGCAGGCCGCAGACCCAGGACAGGACCGAGGCAGGCCGCAGACCCAGGACAGGACCGAGGCAGGCCGCAGACCCAGGACAGGACCGAGGCAGGCCGCAGACCCAGGACAGGACCGAGGCAGGCCGCAGACCCAGGACAGGACCGAGGCAGGCCGCAGACCCAGGACAGGACCGAGGCAGGCCGCAGACCCAGGACAGGACCGAGGCAGGCCGCAGACCCAGGACAGGACCGAGGCAGGCCGCAGACCCAGGACAGGACCGAGGCGAGGCCGCAGACCCAGGACAGGACCGAGGCAGGCCGCAGACCCAGGACUGGACCGAGGCAGACCCAGGACUGGACCGAGGCAGACCCAGGACCCAGGACUGA
Messenger RNA from Knipowitschia caucasica, 2202 nucleotides. Lineage: Eukaryota; Metazoa; Chordata; Actinopteri; Gobiiformes; Gobiidae. The record is from the annotation of a GenBank genome assembly.